Molecule: messenger RNA, 6672 nt
Organism: Elaeis guineensis (African oil palm)
Lineage: Eukaryota; Viridiplantae; Streptophyta; Magnoliopsida; Arecales; Arecaceae
Molecular function (GO): protein binding
Source: RefSeq, a predicted model, not a curated record
UGCAAGCCCUAACAUCCUUCCUCUUUUUUUUUUUUCCAAAAAAAGUUGGGUAGGGUUUAGCGGCCGGACAUUUGAACCCCAAAAUCCCUCGAAGAAAAACGGCUCUAAUUCUCCCUUCUCUUCUCUCUUUCGAGCUGUUAGAAUUCUAAAGAUCCCCUGCCUUCGUCACAGAAUCUAUGCCUAUAUUUCUCCUUUCUAUGAACCCAACCCAUAGCAACUGAGAAAGUUCCAAUCUUUUCUCCCCAGAUGUUCCAAUACUGGAAUCCGAAACCUUUUCCCGGACGUCCAUGCGGCGGCUCUCCAAAAUCCCAUCUUCUCUUCUCAAAAAACAAACCACCACUCCGAAUUCCCACCGCUUCUCUUCCUCGGCAUCCGCCGCUCUUAUUCAAGUAGUCCCGGAGGAGAAAGAGACCUCCAGCACCAAUUCAAGCCCCUCUUCACAAAAUUCUUGUGGAUUCUCUUCUGUUGAGGUUCUUGAGACCUUGAGCAGUCUUGAGGGGAAGCCCGACGCUGCUUUCGCCUACUUUAACAACACCAAGACCCUCGGUUUUCGGCACGACCAAUCCAGCUACUCGGAGAUGGUUCGCAUCCUAGGCAACUCGGGUCAGAAGAAAAAGUUGAUAUCUUUGUUCUCGGAGCUCGUUUCAUCGAACAUCAAUACGGGUUUCGAAGUGUCAGUUCUCUUUAGUGCCCUUUUGCAGAGAUUGCGUCGACCGGAGAUGUUAAUUCUUCUGUUUGAUGCAUUGAUCAGGGCGCAUGCCAUUUGUGGGAAGCCCAAGGAGGCUGCCCGUGCUUUCUUCCAGCUUCCUGGACUCGGUUUCGUGCCAUCAGCAAAGUCUUGCAAUUUUCUUAUGAAUUUCCUGGCUAAAGGUGGCGACUUGGAGAUGGUGAUGACUGUUUUUAAUCAGAUGAAGAGGUUUGGAAUGAGCCUGGAUGCUUACACAUUUACCAUUUUGAUCAAAUCAUUCUGCCAAGCUGCGAAAGUAGAAGAGGCGCUUGAUGUGUUGAAUGAAAUGAAGGAGAUGGGAAUUAAGCCUGAUGAGAUCACGUACCUGACGAUUAUAGAAGGGAUGUGCAGCAAUGGGAAAUCAGAUUUGGGUUAUGUAUUUCUUAAGGUGAUUGUAAGAGAGGGCAUCCCUUUGAAGCGCAUGGCUUAUAAUAAAGUGAUUGGUGGCUUUUGUAGAGAGGUGAAGCUUCAGGAGGCUGAAAAGGUUUUGGAGGACAUGGCGAGACAAAAUGUGCUCCCCGAUAUGUUUAGUUACAAAUGUCUUAUUAGAGGUUAUUGUGCAAGCAAUAACCUCUUAAGAGUUCUAGAUCUUUAUGAGGAGAUGAUCUCAAAGGGUAUCAGACCGGAUCAUGUCAUUGUGAGCCUUUUGCUCCAAUGUUUCUGUAAAGUGGGCAUGGCUUCCGAGGCUUUAGUGUACUUUAAGAGGUUUAAGGACUCAGGACUUUACCUUGACAAGAUUUUGUAUAAUAUUGCGAUAGAUGUUCACUGCAAGCUGGGAAAUAUGAAUGAUGCAGUUCAACUGUUUCAAGAGAUGAAGUGUCAGGGCUUGAUUCCGGAUAGAAUCCAUUUCACGAAUUUGAUAAAUGGGUACUGCCGCAAAGGUGAAAUGUAUAAUGCUCACAAGGUGUUUACUGAUAUGGUGAAGAGCAAUGUGGAGCCCGACCUUGUUACCUACAAUAUACUUUCUACUGGAUUUUGUAGGAAUGGGCUUGUGAAGGAGGCAUUUGAUCUUCUGAAAUAUAUGUUGGACAGAGGUAUUGAGCCUGAUGCCAUCACCUAUAGUAUGAUUAUUGUGAGCCUCUGUAGAGGUGGCAAGUUGAAGGAGGCAACUGUACUAUUUAAAUCCUUAGAGGGGAGGGAGAUUGGUCAACGUUUAGUUCUUUUUAGCACUAUGGUUUGUGGAUACUUAGAAUGUGGUAGUACAAAAGAAGCCUACGCACUUUUCAUUAGAGUGUCUAAGCAAGGGCAUCUUGUGGAUGAGAUUGCAUGCUCCAAACUUAUUUCUGAGCUUUGUAGGGAGGGAGAUGUAGAGAGAGCUUCCAUGGUGUUUGAGUUGAUGCUCAAGAUGGAUGUUACCCCAGAUGUAAUUUCCUAUAGCAAACUUAUUGCAGCUUAUUCUCAGGUUGGAGAUAUGAGACAUGCUCGGGUUUGGUUUAAGGAUCUGAUUGAACGAGGGCUUUCCCCUGAUGUUGUUUUGUACACUACACUAAUGAAUGGCUACUGCAAGGUUAAUCGUUUACAAGAAGCCUGUGAAUUGUUUGUUGAUAUGAUCAAAAGAGGGAUCAAACCUGAUGUGGUUGCAUGCACAGUUAUGUUGGAUGGUCAUUUGAAAGAAAUCUUGCAACAAAGUUGGUUAAAUAAUGACAAGGAAAAGGGAAGAGCUGAAAUAAGAGCCAAAUCUUCGACAUUGUUAAAUUGCAUGACCACAAUGGAGAUCAAACCUGAUGUCAUUUUUUACACUGUGUUGAUUGAUGGACAAUGCAAGAUGGAUCAUGUUCACGAUGCCCAUAAAUUAUUUGAGGAGAUGAUGGUAGGUGGGGUGAUACCUGAUGUAGUCACCUAUACUACUUUAGUAAGUGGUUACUGCAGUCAGGGAGAAGUAUGUAAGGCUGAAGACCUGUUAGAGGAUAUGCUACAUCAAAGAAUACGACCUGAUGCUGUCACAUUUUUUGUCCUGGAUCGGUGGAGCUUGAGGUUCAGACAUUUACAGCUCUGAUGGUGAUGCUUGUUUUGGAAAGUUGUGCAGGAGACAAGCAUAACAUCUUGUCUUUGAAGGCAAUGCAAUACCUUUUAUUUGUCGGACUGCAUAAACGGUGGGCAUUGCUGAAUGGAUGGCGCAUUAACAUGGUGCAGGCCUUAAAGUGCAGUGGAAGAUUCUACCACAUGAUUGCUAAAGCCCCAAUGUAACAGGCAUAAGUUUCUCUGUUUCUGCACAUGGUCUGUUGAGCUUCAGCAUUGACAUUGAAUUAGUACAAGAAGCCUUAUGCCAUGCACUGGGAACAUCCACAUGUCUGAACUGAUUGUGAGUGAAAUCCAAUGGUCAAAAAAAGUAAGGGAUCUACUACCUUACUUGAGGAUCUUCCUGAGGAAAUGUGCUGUUGCAUAAUAUCCUCAAUAACAUUGAAAGAUGCGGAUAGAACUUGUAUUUUGCCAUGGAGAUGGGGAUACAUUUGGACACAUAUUCCCCACCUGAACUUUGCCAACACUAACAUGUUAAUGAUAACAUUGAUCACAUAUAAGAGCAAGGUGCUCCACCGAAGGACAAAACAGAGAAAUUUGCUUAAGUUCUAGAUGCUUUAUUAACAGAGAAGUUCGUUGGAUAUGUUGAUCUUGUCUUGCAACAGCACGAAGGAAGUUUGAAUUUGUCCUUCAUAAAAGGGAUGCAUGUUGUCUUGAUAGAUGCGUUUUUUUUUUGCAAUUGCAUCAUUGGCCAAGGAGCUUUUUAUGAUCAUCUCUACAAUAUAUACCUACUGACGAUCCAUAUAGAUUUAUUGCCAGCCUUUUAUCAACCGAAGAGGAUUCUGUAUAGAGUAUUUGCGUCUUGAAUCUACAUCUUUGAAGCCUCUCCAAAACUUUGAUGCUUUCAAUAAUCUUAAAAUGCUCAAUUUGAAUAAGGUAGAUAGCUGUAACUUGUGAAGAUAUUCAAAACUUCUUGUCCAGCCUUUUGGUAUCUAAGUGGUUGAGUGUCAAGCACUCCCACCAACUAGAAGACCUAAAAGUUUCCCAGCUACCAUACAGACUGAAAUAUGUGAAUGUUGAAUGGCGUAUAUUGUUAAGGACAGUAGAGUUCAAUGCUGUAAAUUUCAUUACUUUUGAGUAUGUAGGGUAUGCUGUUCAAUGCUGUAAAUCUCAUCACUUUUGAGUAAGUAGGUUAUGUGGCAGAUUUUGUACUUAGAGGAGCUCUUCAGCUAGUUAAGUCAUAUCCUAAAGUGGACACAGGUGUAGGUGGUAUGACCUAUGCUCUGACCCAAAUUUCUGGUGAUGUGCCUUGUCUCUGAGAACUCUGUAUUUAAGUGUAAUGGACAACUUCAAGUUUUGCCCCCACAAUCUUUAUAGGGUUUGUUUUUGAAAGAUUUAUAGAGAUUCCUUGUAGUUUUUCUUUUUUAUAUUCUGUUUUUCAGGUUGUUGAUUUACCAACAAGCCCCAGUGAAUUCAUUCAAUUAAAACAUGUAGUGCUGGUCUUUCUCAGUGGCUCGGAUGAGGAAGAAAACUUUCUUGGAUUAAUUUCUCUUCUUAAUGCUGUUCCUAUACUGGAGAAAUUUGAGUUCCAUUGUUUGUUGUACGCACAUUCAGGAGAAACCUGCCUAGCGACACAGUGAACCAUUAGACCAAUCGCCGUGUGGAGCUGGUGGCUGGCUCAACACCAACCUCCUAGAUGUAAGGGCAGUAUUUUGUUCUCUUGGAGUGAAUUGGUGAAAUUUUUGCAUGCCUUUUGUGAUGCAAUUCACGGAAGAUUUCUUUUCCUUUCCCCCCCAAUAAGCUAUAUUGUUGUUGUCAUUGUUGUUUGUUGUGAUGUAACAAAGGCAUGGCUCUAGAUUCCAAUAAGCUAGAUGCACGGUACUACAGUUAAUUAAGGUGCAGUUGGUGCAUUUUCUGGGUCAAUCAUGAUUUCAAUAUUGAGAGCUUGCCUGCCAAUGAGUUUCUUAAACAAGAUAAAGGUUUGGUCAUUGACCUAAGCAGUUUAUUGUACUUGAUUUGUAUAGGCCAAUGUCAUGAAAUGAGCAUUCAUUUUUAAUAUAGCUUGUGUUGGGUACGGAUCAUAAGGCAGUCGGUCUGAAUCCAAUCAAGAAACAUAGAAAAUCAUCUAGUUUGAUCUGAUGAUCAAAUAAAUGGAAUUGCUAAAAGUGAUUCUCUGAGCCAUCCAAAUGCAAAUUCCUGAAUCUAGUGACUGUCCUACCAAUGCUUGACAUGCGAGGGAAAAGCAUCAAUGAGUAUGACAAGAGAAUGAGGAAGCAUUAAUGAUUAUAAUCUUUUAGCUAAUAAAUAUUUUUUAAAAUCUUUUCAGAAAAAGAGGGGGAUUUAUAAAACCAUACCUAAGUGUAGGUGGGACUCAAACCUAGAUCACUACCUUUCUGACUGUUAGUUGGCAACUGCAAUUCAAUGCAGCUCUCAUAAACAGAUAGAUGACCACAAUGGCCAUAUACUGAUCAAAUUUAAAUGAUGAAACUUGAAUUCAAAUUAUCUUGUAAGAAAUUAAAUUUUUGGUUGUGAGAGCCAUGGUUGCGUCAUAUCACUCUUUUGUCUGAAAAAAAGGAAAUUGGAGUUCUGUAGCACUAUUUAAAGUAUAAGAAUUGCAGACUCAUAGAUUGUAUUAUUCACAUGAAAUGUUAAAUUGGAGAUAUAUGCUUGGUGGUAGAAAUAGACCUAUACAGUAUAUGUCGUCUCCAGUUUACAAUUUUCAAAUAAUUUUUUUUUAAUAAUUUCUUUCUUUCUUUGGUAGGAACAUAGUCAAAUAAUCUUAAUUGCACGGGUCGUAUGUUGCUGAAAGGAGAAAUUAUGCAUUACAAUUAAGUUCAAGAUGGGUAUAUAAAAGAAAAUUAUUUGAUUGUUCGCAUGAUUUGCUAUGCCUUAAAAAAUUGGUGUUAGAUUUUACAGACAAAGGGAGUAGAACUUCUCCUUGUUUAGGUUGAGUUCGGUUACAUGUUGGUGUUGGUGAGAUGGAACUAGUUUGUACUUUGUCCGGAGCUGGCUAAGCAUGGGCUUGGCUGAACAAGGUUGGAGUCUGGGACCCAUGCAAGAGGUGAAUCAUUUAUUGGGGGUCCCACGUAAAUGGAUGGCUUAGCUGCACCGACAGCCUGGCGGAGGAUCCAGUGUUGCAUCACUCUCCUUUCUGAGAAAUUUUUGUCCCAGUGAAUCGUUCUCUUUGUUCUUUGUCUAUGUCUACAAUUCACCUGUCUCUAUAAGAGUAGCAAGUUUUAGAUAUUGCUAAAAUAAUAAUUUUUGUUACCAUCAUUAUUUUUUGAAGAGAUAGCGUUGGAUUCUGGUAAAAUGCCGGGCAAUAAUUGAAUGGAUAUUUUAGGAACAGUCUCCUGCUUUCAAUAAUUUGAAAAUGCCUGUCAAUCUCUCCGCAUCUUUCGUCUGUUUAUUCUUCUGAUGCCCUUCACAAAUUCGUUAUUGAUGCACUUAUCCUUUUAUUAAAAUGGAUUCAAUCAUACAGCUUGUAGAUGCCUUGUAGUCAAGAGUUCACUUAUAUUUUGUCGGCUAGGCAUAAAGACAGAUAAGUUGGAUAUAUAAUUUUAAAAUAAUAUAAAAAUAUAAUCAAUAUCUUUUAUAUAUAUAUUUUAUUCUUUCUGAUUGAUUGUUAACAAUAUAGUUGCGAAUGAAAGUAACCUAUAUUCUCUAUUAUAUGCUCAAAUUAAGAUUAAAAUAUAAUUUCAGCAGAGCUAAAUUAAAAUAAAUUUUAUGUUAGUAAAAAUUAUAGAGUGUGAUGCCUCAACUUUAUAAAUUUUGUUUAACCAACUUCUCAUAUUUAUUGACAAAUUAUUGAACUCUUUAAAAGAAAAUUAAAAAUUCGGUUUUAUGUUUUGAAAUUUAUAUUUUGUCGAAACUCCUUGCUUAUAUGAUGCUCCAUGCGUUUCGAUGUAAUUUGAUAAUUAACAUUUCUUAUUCCUAUCCAUUUGAAACACAUUUCAUUAUUUACUAGAUGCUUUAAAAAUUGCAUUUUG